AUGGCCAGUGAUCCCAAAGCUGAAGGAUUCGAAAUCACCGAAACUAUCGUUGUUGCUGCCGCCCGUGGUCGACUCGAUCUUGUCGCAGUGCUCCUCGAGCGCGGAGAAGAUCCAAACACUGUGAACGAUAUCGGAACCUCAGCCCUCCAUAGUGCGGCAAAAAGAAAUUACUGGGAUAUCGCCCGCCUUCUCCUCGAACAUCAUGCAAUUCCUGGGAUUCAGGAUGGCAACAACGAAACCCCACUCCAAUUCGCCGUACGGGCAGGCCACAAGCAGAUCGUAACCUUGCUUCUUGAAUGUGACCCGUCGAUAGGUGAUAAUAAAGACGCGGCGAAACAAAGGGAACUACAUAUCAAUCUACGUAUUGCCGCAUUACUGGGACAUACGGAAAUUGCCAAGCUUCUUCUAGAUCAAAAAGCUCCUACUCUUUCCGAGGCGAACUACGAAACAGCACUGCAUCUGGCUGCCAAAAAGGGCCACCACGACGUAUGCGACCUUCUCUUGAAGCAUGAUUUGAAUAUGGAUCGAUCUCUAUGGAGUCGAAUGACAGGGCCCAGCCUAGCCUUUGAUACAAAAGACUCCAAGGGAAACACACCCUUUUCAUAUGCGGUCCAGAAUGGGUUCGAGAAAACCGUCGCCGUAUUUUUACACAUCUACCCGAAGCUAGGCCAGGACUGUGAUCGAGAGAGAGAGCCACUAUUCCAUAAGGCAAUCACAUUGGGAAACAUUGAGGUCGCUCAAGUUUUCUUAAAACAUGGCACGGAUGUUGAAAUGAAAGGCCGGAAUGGAAAUCGGGCCCUUCAUCGAGCAAUUCAGGCCAUGGGUUUUAACGGAAGGUCGGUGGAAGCAACGAAAGAAAUGAUUCGAUUUCUAAUUGAGAGUGGUGCUUCGGCCAAUUCCAGAAACGCUGAUGGCUUGACCCCUGAUUGUAUGACUAAUGAUCCUAAGAUUCGGACUUUAUUGCGGAACUAUAUGAAAACGCAAUCGAAGAGUGAUUCAAUGAAGAUAGCAUCAAAAGCAUUAGCCCCACCACCUGAGUACAAAUCAUGA
Messenger RNA from Penicillium manginii, 1050 nucleotides. RefSeq names its product ankyrin repeat domain-containing protein. The record is from RefSeq and is a predicted model, not a curated record. Lineage: Eukaryota; Fungi; Ascomycota; Eurotiomycetes; Eurotiales; Aspergillaceae. The coding region runs from base 1 to 1050 and encodes 349 amino acids. Gene Ontology annotation, molecular function: protein binding. The transcript has a single exon.